GGGGGCAGUAGUGCUCAGCGCAAACUGGAGAGCAGCAGAUGGAGAAGCUCGGUGAUCGACUAUUUGAGUCUGAGCGGUUUCGUGGUCGAAGUCCAACAGACGAGUCGAAAAACAAGGAUGUAAAGUGAACGAUGUUUCACACACAAGCAUGACAGCCUCGUACACUUCAUUUGUUUUUUGACAACACUGUGACCUUGUGUCAGUGUCAGACAUGCAGCACUCUGUCGACUGCCUUGUUGAGUUUUUAGAGUCCUACAGGGGAAGAGAUAAAGUCAUCAGGACGCUCUGCUAUGGCUCGCAGCUGGUCGGAGGCAUUCUUUCACGCAAGGCAGAUGCAGAUGCUUCGUCCCCCAACCUUGGAAAAAGUCUGCUUCUGUUUUCUGCUCAGCUAAGCCACUGCAGGACGGUGCUGAGGCUGCUUGAUGAUCUGUCCAUGCUGGCUUAUUCCCACAGUUAUGGAUUUGGAGCUAAGGAGAAAGAUGGAAUCGUUCGCUGCAUAUCAGUGCUUGCGAAUGUGGCUGACCAGCUCUACUACCCGUGUGAACACGUGGCCUGGGCCGCUGAUGCUCACCUCGUUCGAGUGAAGUCUGACAGAUGGUGGCUGUUCGGCACGGUGCUGUGGGGAACCUCGCUGCUGCUGGGGAUCCUUAGGUCACUCCGUGUUAUGAUGCUGCUCAAGAGGAAGCUUAGUAAAUGUGACGAAGAUGGAAGCAGCCGCUGUCAGAUCCAUAGGCAGAUGCAAGCAGAGCUGCUUUCGAUCCUCGGAUGUAUGACAGACCUCGGUAAUGCCAUCCACUGGAUGCCACAUGGUUUCCUGUGGGCAGGACAAUUCCCUGCAUGGCUAGUGGGACUGAUGGGUACUAUCUCCUCUCUCGUUGGUUUGAUCGAAACGAAAGCAGGAGACUAUGAUGAAAAAGGCCGUACUGAGUAAUGGACGCUUUGAGCAACACUGCACAAAAUAUAGCAAUUAUCUUAGAUGUGAUCUAUUAAUUUUCCAUCCACCCAUUCAUCCAUUUCCUUCCGCUUAUCCGGGGCCAGGUCGCAGGGGCAUCAGCUUACGCAAGGAAGCCCAGACCUCCCUUUCAUCAGCCACUAUGUCCAGCUCUUCCGGGCGAUCCCAAGGUGUUCGUAGGCCAGCCGGUAGACAGUCUCUCCAGUGUGUCCUGGGUUGUCCCCAGGGCCUCACAGUUCUGAGGACUGGGGUUCAAUCCCCGGCCCCGCCUGUGCUGAUUUUGCAUGUUCUCCCCAUGCCUCCGGUUUCCUCCCACAUCCCAAAAACAUGCAUGCUAGGUUGAUUGAAGACUCUAAAUUGCCGGCAGGUGUGAAUGUGAGUGUGAAUGGUUGUUUGUUUAUAUGUGCGCUGGCAACCAGUUCAGGGUGUACCAAAUGGCUCAUUUUUGACAUACCAACAAUUUAUUUUUAAAUAUGGAACUAUUUCUCUUAGUGAAUUUAAUAUUGUUAUACAUGUUAUAUCUACUAGAGUAAUUAUGGUAUUUAAAAGUUUGGCAGGUCAGACCCCGAGUUUAGAAUAUGAUCUAUUGAUCCAACCAAAACUGAAAUUGGUGAGAUUUGUUUCUCUUUAAGACGCAACAAUAAUCGUAAUUUACGCAUAUUACCGUAUUUUCACGACCAUAGAGCGCACCGUAUUAAAAGACCCAGUCUCAGUUUCGGGGUCUAUUUCUGUAUUUAACACAUACAUAAGGUGCACCGUAUUAUUGGAUGCAGGCAUGGUAAAACAUGCGCUAGCUUAAAACAUACGGUAGCAUGCAUGCACGCUAAAGCAAUGUUUUUAAAACGGCAGCGGAAGCAAAACUGAGUUAAUACAUGUCGAUACACUUAAUCCUCAUCCACAAAUCCAUCAAAGUCCUCAUCUUCUGUAUCCGAAAUGAACAGCUGAGCAAGUUCUCCAACAAACACGGGGUGGUUCCCUCUCGUCAUUGUCAGAGUCAGUCUCGUUGCCGGGGGGCUGUUCAGCAAUGAUGUCGGCUUUCGCGAAAGCUCAGACAACAGUCAAAGCAGAUACCUUAGCCCAGGCAUCCACAAUCCAUUCACAUAUGGUGGCGUAACUCGCCCGGCGUUGCCUCCCAGUCUUAGUUCCACUUGGUUUUUCACAGCAGCUUGGGGCGUGUCUUUAGCGUCCUCUAUCACACGCACCCUUCCCCCUUUACGUCCUCAGUCACGUCCGCCUUCCUCUACAUAAGUAGCGUGUCGGCAGGAAAUGCUCCCAGUUAGUCAAGCGGAACGCUCAUUAAAGUCACACAACAACAUUUACAGAUUUUGGCACACAUAAGGUGUGUCGCAUUAUAAGGCGCCCCGUCCAUUUUGGAGAAAAUUUAACACUUUUAAGUGCGCCAUAUGGUCGUGAAAAUACGGUAUUUCAAAAAGAUGUUGCAUCAAUUCCGUACAUAGUUAAUUAUUGGAAUAAUCUUGAUAAUCUUAAUUUACCUGCAAAAGAUUUGAUGAACAAUAAAGUGAAAGAAGUAUCCUUUAAAAUAAUUCACAGGUUUUACCCAUGUAAACAUUUUCUACAACAGUUCAUAAAAGACAUUGAUAUUAAUUGCUGUUUUUGUGAAGGAUCCCCUGAAAAUAUUUUUCAUUUAUUUUGGAAUUGCCCACACUCUGCCCAAUUAUGGAAAGAUAUUUAUAAUUUGAUAGUACUCUGUAUAGAACCAAAUCUUUCUCUUUGCUUUGAGCAUAUAUUGUUUGGCUUCAUCAACUAUGCACCUAUGAGCAAAAAAAGCAAUUUUAUAUUAAUCUCAUUAUACUGUUGGCUAAAUGGCAUAUUCAUACAUGUCGAUACACUAAUCAAAAACCACUGUUUUACAUUUAUGAAAAUGAAGUCAAGCAAUAUAUUAGCUCCAUUAGACACUCCACGCAUGUGUAAACACAUGAUACUUUGGAGUUAUGUGCUCGAUAUACUUUAUUUCUGUAAUGAGACUGUGAUGAUGUUUUCUGUGAUGAUGUUUUCCCGUGUUUCUCUUUCACCCCCUGGCGACUGAGUUUGUAUGUUUUGUGUUCCUAUAUAAAACCUUCAGUUAAAAAAAAAAAUGGCGAGCGCCUAAAAAGUGACCUCAUUGGGUAGCGCCUUUUUAGUGGCUGCUGCUUGGAGACAUUUCACGGCGACCCACAGCAAGUCAAUUAACAUGAGAAAUGAUUCCCACCAGCUACCCAGCCAGCUCCCCUCCCCCCCGCCCCCCCCCUCUCUCUCUCUCUCUCUCUCUCUCUCUCUCUCUCUCUCUCUCUCUCUCUCUCUCUCUCUCCUCCCUCUUUCCUCUCUCUUGUGUCUCCCCAUUUCCGGCUCAUGUCAGUAUGCAUCAGACAGGGCAGCGUCGUGUUUGGAUCUUGUCGCGGAAAGUAAAAACGGCUACCGGAAAUGGGACAAAUAAGUGCAGAGGAAACUCCACCCUGUGGUGUCCUAUCCAAUACCAGCCGUAGCGACACCCCCGACUUGGAGGAGAACUGCAGCACACUUUCAAAACAGCGCGCGUGGGACAGCCGCAGUGACGUCAGCGCGUUCGCCCUCCACGCGUGUAUAAAGAAGCCUUCACAGUUCUGGGGACGGGGGUUCAAAUCCGGCCUCACCUGUGUGGAGUUUGCAUGUUCUCCCCGUACCUUGAUGACUAUAAGCUCCCUGUAAGUAAAACAGGUUGUCCCUCAUCAGCAGCAGGCGUAGACCUCCAGCGUGGAGCAGUCAGCGCGAGAGCCCUCCCACGCCUUAAAGCGGAAGAACGCUAGUGCAAUCAGGAGGGGAAUUAACAUCAAAUAAUUGAGGACGGAAUGGAGGUCACAAAGUGGGACAGUGAACCUCAGUAUUCGCAGCUUCAUCAUGAUCAAAACAUCCAUCAGCUGCUGGCUCGCAAAAAUGAGUUUCUUCCUGAACAGCAGGCAUGGACCUUCAGUGUAAAGCAGGAGGUGCCAGACCCCCAACACAUUCACAUUAAAGAAAAGAACGACCUCCGUUCCUUUCAAAGGGAAGAGCAGCUUCAAGCACCGGAGGAAGCUGAUAUUGCAAAGUGCUCCUCAACUCUUGUGAAGCGGGAAUGUGGACCUCCACAAUCACAGUUUCAUCACAGUGAAAAAGAAAAGAAAAGAAAGGUGGAACCUGUAACCAGUAUCUUAAAAACUGAAACUGAUGGAAACCACAGGAGUGGAUUAGAGUUAGACAGCCACUCGGGUCCACUUCCGCAAGUAGAUGAAGACGCAGACUCGGACUCUUCUGAGAGUGAUGUCGACGACAAACCUUUGAAGAGCAAAAGAGACACUAACGGUGACCCUUACAACACACAGUACAAAAUUUUCUGUCGCGUUUGCUUUCAAAGAUUCAGAUUAUGGAAACAUUUGAGAAAACAUAUGGGGACGCAUGUGAAAACACACAAAACACAAAAAGGGGAAAAAACAUUUGCCUGCUCAUUUUGUGGUAAAAAUUCCUCAAAUAGGAAAGCACUCUCACUGCAUGUGAGAAUACAUGCUGUAGAAAAGGAAUUUUCCUGUUCAGAUUGUGGUAGAGGUUUCACUCGUAAUCAGCAAUUGACCAACCACAUGAAAGUCCACACUGGAGAAAAACCUUUUCCCUGCUCAGUUUGUGGAAAAAGAUUUUCAUCCAAGGGCAACUUUGCAAUACACAUGAGAACACACACUGGAGAAAAACCGUUUUCAUGUUCUGUUUGCAGUAAAAGAUUUUCAUCUCAGACUGGUGUACAAAUACAUAGGCAAACACACACUAGAGAGAAACACUUUUUUUGCUCAGUUUGUGCGGAAGGUUUCACUCGAAUAGGCAAUUUACAGAGACAUAUGAGAACACACACUGGAGAAAGACCCUUUGUCUGCGCAGUUUGUGAUUCAAAAUUUGUUCAAAAAGAACAUUUGGUGGCACAUGUAAGCAGAAUACACGCUGGUGGGAAAUCGCUCAGCUGUGGCGUGUGUUACAAAAGAUUCUCUCAUCAGCAAGAAGCUGACAAG
This is a messenger RNA of Phyllopteryx taeniolatus (common seadragon), 4959 nucleotides long. RefSeq names its product peroxisomal biogenesis factor 11 gamma (gene pex11g). Gene Ontology annotation, cellular component: peroxisomal membrane; nucleus. NCBI's taxonomy places the organism in Eukaryota, Metazoa, Chordata, Actinopteri, Syngnathiformes, Syngnathidae. Gene Ontology annotation, molecular function: RNA polymerase II cis-regulatory region sequence-specific DNA binding; DNA-binding transcription activator activity, RNA polymerase II-specific. The coding region runs from base 212 to 931 and encodes 239 amino acids. The record is from RefSeq and is a predicted model, not a curated record. The transcript is spliced from 8 exons. Gene Ontology annotation, biological process: regulation of transcription by RNA polymerase II; peroxisome fission.